Molecule: messenger RNA, 2075 nt
Organism: Beta vulgaris subsp. vulgaris (sugar beet)
Lineage: Eukaryota; Viridiplantae; Streptophyta; Magnoliopsida; Caryophyllales; Amaranthaceae
Product: S-linalool synthase-like
Exons: 10
Coding region: 144-1976 (610 amino acids)
Biological process (GO): diterpenoid biosynthetic process
Molecular function (GO): terpene synthase activity; magnesium ion binding
Source: RefSeq, a predicted model, not a curated record
UUCCUCCACUGCUAUCAUAUUUGGAAGUAUUGCCUCUGAAUUUUACAGUUAACCAUGAAACUAUACUCAGUAAUUUGAGUGGUGAUGGUUCCUUGUUCAGAUCGCCCUCGGCCACCGCUGCCGCAUUUUUGGCGACGCAAAAUAUGCAGUCGUUGUCCUACUUAUGUCACCUCUUACGGAGUGGUAAUGGCGAAGUUCCAUCAUUGUAUCCUAUACAUUGGGAUGACAUGAACGUGUAUAUGGUCAAUCAACUGCAAAGAUCAGGGUUGUCGAAACAUUUUGCUAAUCAGGUUGAUGACAUGUUAGAACACAUCUACAGGGAAUAUAAUGCACAAGAACCAUCACAUCGAUACAGUUUAAUAGCAGCAGACAUCCACAAGAGCUCCUUAGCUUUUCAACUUCUUCGGUUGCGAGGGUAUAAAGUUUCUGCAAGGAGGUUUUGUUGGUUCCUUAGUGAUGAAUAUGCUCUUGAACAUAUUGAAGAAAACUAUGAGAAGUUUGCAAGCACGCUUUACAAUCUUUAUGGAGCAACAAAUCUUAUGUUUAAAUCAGAGGUAGAGCUAAAAAAAUUGAGAUCAUUUACAAGAAGAUUGCUUGCAAAAUGUACCUUCAGGCAUACUAUUGAUGAUGAUGGUGUCAUGUUUUGGUCCCAUCUUCAAGAACAGAUUAAGUGUGAACUUGCUAUCCCUUGGCUGGCCAGAAUGGACCACUUGGAGCAGAGAGAGUGGAUUGAAAGUGCCAACAAAGAGAGCCCUAUUUGGUUAGGGAAAUCCUCAUAUUAUAGAAUAUCAUGUCUCGAUGAUAAGGAUCUGCUUCAACUAGCAAAACACAAUUAUGAGCUUAGACAAGAGGUUUACCAGCAAGAACUGAAAGAAAUCAUAAGGUGGUCUAAGGUGCGUGGUCUUAUGGACAUGGGAUUUGCUCGAGAGAAAACAACUUAUUGCUACUUUGCUAUUGCCACCGCGUCCACUUCACUUCCUUGUGAGUCCAAUGUUCGAGUAAUCAUCGCAAAAAAUGCGGUGCUUAUAACUGUUUUGGAUGACUAUUUCGACAUGGAAGGAUCACUUGAUGAGCUGCAAAUCCUUGCAAAGGCAGUGGAAAGAUGGAAUAACAAAGGCUUAAAAGGUCCUAGCUGGAUCCUUUUUGAUGCGCUGGAUAAUUUUGUUAGGGAGGUAGCACAAGAGUACUUUGAUCAAAAUGGAAUCGACAUAACUCACAAUAUUCGAAAAAUAUGGAAUGAAGUAAUUUCUACAUGGCUAACGGAAGCAAGAUGGAGUAAAACAGGGCAAAUUCCGUCGAUGGCAUCUUACUUGGAAACUGGGUCGAUAUCUGUUGCUGCACACUUAAUGGUUCUUCAAGCUUCAUGCUUUCUGACACCGAGCUUAUCCCCUCACAAACUUAAUCCUUCUAAAUAUGAAGAUAUCACAAAACUUCUCAUGAUAUGCUGUCGUUUAUUGAAUGACCUACAAGGGUAUGAGAGAGAGGUUAGAGAUGGCAAAAUCAACUCAAUAUUAUUAUACUUGAAAGAAUACCCUGAUGCUAAAAUGGAAGAUGCAAUUAAUUACGUCAAAAAUCUACUCGAAGAAAGCAAGAUGAAGCUACUUGAACAUGCAUUGAUGGAUGAAUAUGAUGCUGAAUUACCAAAGCCUUGCAAAAUGCUUCAUUUAACAGCACUAAAAGUGUUUCAAAUGUUCUACAACUCGGCCAACCAUUUCGACUCGAAGGAUUCCCUGCUUAAUGAUAUCAACAAGGCUAUUUUUCUUCCAUUGGAACCACAUUCUUCUUUUCAAUCUCCAAAGUCACCAUCAUCUAAUUCUCGCCCAAAAAAUUCGCUUUUAGUGAACCAUUAUCGUCACAAAAUUAGCUUGAAAUGCCUUGGGAAACGAAGACCAAUUGGGAUUUGUCAUGUAGCUUUGCCCCUAUCGUUAGCAAGACAUCAUGUUCGGAUGAAAGUUUCACCAAUCCUAAACUUCUAGUCGCGAUCAAGCCGAGAGAUGAGUAAUAAAAUAAGGGAUGGAUCGGAUGUAUCUGUCUGUCAUGCUGAAAUUUAUGUCAGCAAUAUAAUUUUGUUAUAA